AUGGCCGACGGUGAAAUGGGAAUAUUUAGACUGUCCAAGUUGGCGUUCCACGCCAUCCCCAACUUCCAGCUUCAAAAGUAUUACGAGUUGAAUGUACCAUGCAUCGAUCUUCAAGAAUGUUGCCGGUCGCUGUUAAAAAUUGUCAAGUUGAACACCGAAGGCGGUUACUUUGACCCGAACGGUGACAGGCUGUCCAUGUUCGACAAGGUGAAGUCCAUCAGCAAACACAAGUUCGAAUACAUAUGCACAACAGCCGUAGGUUACGGUCACCUCGAUUGUCUUCAGUUCGCCCACAAAAUCGGAUGCAAAUGGGACAAAUUUACGUCCGCCAGGGCCGCGGGUACCAGUUUGGAGUGUUUGAUGUACUUACACGCCAACGGGUGUGAAUGGGAUCAAUCUACGUGUACUCAAGCCGCUACAUCGGGGAUGUUGGAAUGUCUCCAGUUUGCACACGAACAUGGAUGUCCGUGGACUGAAUCGACGUGCUCCGAAGCCGCAUAUUUAGGUAAAUUGGACUGCCUAAUGUAUGCACGGGCCAAUGGUUGUCCUUGGGACGAGUCGACGUGCUCCAAAGCCUGCCUUAGUGGGAACUUGGAAUGUCUAAAGUUUGCUCAUGAGCAUGGUUGUCCUUGGAGCGAAUUGGUAAUAACCGACGCCGUGGUCAAUGGCAAACUUGACUGUCUAGUAUAUGCGCGAAACAACGGUUGUCCAUGGAUGGAACAGUUUCUAUGCUUUAUCGCCGCAGCGAAUGGAAAACUUGAUUGUUUGCGUUUUCUUCAUGAAAAUGGUUGUCCAUGGAAUACAUAUACGUGCGCCAUAGCUGCAGCGCAUGGGCACUUGGAAGUUCUUGAGUACUUACAUGAAAACAAUUGUCCUUGGGACACAUUAACGUGUAAGUUGGCUGAACAGUUUGAUGAAAUUGAAUGCUUGGAAUACGCUACCUCACAUGGAUGUCCAUGGAUCAAAAAUUCAUUAGUUAAUGACUCGUAA
Molecule: messenger RNA, 990 nt
Organism: Macrosiphum euphorbiae (potato aphid)
Lineage: Eukaryota; Metazoa; Arthropoda; Insecta; Hemiptera; Aphididae
Source: the annotation of a GenBank genome assembly